Ostrea edulis (European flat oyster) is the source of this 5860-nucleotide messenger RNA. RefSeq names its product forkhead-associated domain-containing protein 1-like. The record is from RefSeq and is a predicted model, not a curated record. Lineage: Eukaryota; Metazoa; Mollusca; Bivalvia; Ostreida; Ostreidae. The transcript is spliced from 27 exons. Bases 364 to 4599 code for a protein of 1411 amino acids. Gene Ontology annotation, molecular function: protein binding.
GCUAUUGUUAUUGAUGGAAUUAAUAAAAUGACCUCAAAUGCAAUGCUGCCAGAUCCUUCUCCAGAGUAACGACAUGUGCGCCGGAUGGACGACGAGCGCAUAUCAAAGAGUAUUCUGUACGGCCAGCUUUCGGCAGGUGAGAGACCUGUCAGCUGAUCCCAACUACACUACAAAGAUGUCUGCAAGCGUGAUGUCAAAGCUCUGGACAUCAACACAUAAAGCUGGGAGGCCUAACAGCUGAUAAAGACCGCGACUUAUGGCGCUAUACACAAUGGAAUCAGGUUCUGGCGGGAGAGAAGAUCCAGACCUCUUCUUGAGGAACAGAGAGCCAGACGGAAAGCACUUGUGUAUGAGUCGAACCCAAUGGCUAUUCACGCCUGCCCUAAAUGCGGAAGAGAAUGCUGCUCCCAAAUUGAAUUGUUCAGCCACAGUCGACACUACACUAUCAUGACCACAAUCGAGGGCGCAAUAUCCAUGGUCGACACCGACCAACGGAAGCCACAUACACACUACGAGACUGGUGGUGUUGAUAUGCAGCAUGCAGUGAUUGAAUACAAUGAUCAGGAAAAUGUAUAUGUGUUAAAGGAUUUAAAUACUGCACAAGGCACAUAUGUAAAUGACUGUCGCAUUCAAAACGCUGCAAUAAGACUAGCACCUGGAGACCAGAUAAAAUUUGGAUACAUGGGAAUGUUGUAUGAGUUUGCAGUUGAUACCCAACAAAACGUCUCCUGUCCACCUGUACAUACUCAGCAGAUGUGGACUCAGCCAUUGACACUUCUCCAAGAGGUGACCAAUGAACAGUCCAUGGUAGGACAACCCCAACACAUGGGUUACCCAGGCACUCAAGGACAGGUGUUCAACCAAAAUUCCACACUGCCGUUCCUUCAAACGGGCACUGCCACCCUCACCAUUCCAUCCACCGUGUGGACCCCCUCCGAUCGCAAUACCCUACCCCGCCCCCCUGUAUCAAUGAGAGGUAGACCCAUGAGUGCAGGUUCAGCACGCAGAGUUCAGACUUUGGGGGGAACCCCUGUUCCCUCUCCUGCUCAACAGAUGCCACAAAAUGUAAGAAAUGGUUGGGUAAAUGGAAUGGCUGGAAGACAUCAAGUGAACCAAAAUGCAGACAUCAGCAGGGUCCAAGAAAAGGAACAAAAGAUAAUGCAGCUUAAUGAAGAAGUGGGUAGACUACGGGACAUAGAAAUGGAAUCAUUCCGCAAAGAUGCCUACAUCCAAACGCUGCAGCAGGUAGUCAAUGAUUUGAAAUCCAAAUUUGGAGAGCAACAGCCCCUGAUAAUGGGACAAGAUGUGAACCUGACACAGAGGAUCUGUCAGUUAGAGAACGAAGUCACUGCGAAGGACCAGGAAUUGAAUGCAGUCAAAGAACAGUUAAGUGGCUUCAAAGUUCAGCAACAGUCACCGUCUAUGAUGGUUCUGGAGACGGACAAUAAAGAGAAUAGCCAGCUGAAGAUCGAGUUGGAGAGAGCCAAGAAAGAAAAGAACAUCACCUCUGGUCUCGUCACUCAGAUGCAGAAAGACAUGGCCAACAAAGACACUACCGUCAGCAGACUAACGCGAGAAAUCGAGGCUCUGAGGAAGGAGGUUAGAGAGAGAGAUAUUCAGAUUUCUUCUGUUUCAAAUAAGCUUUCGAAAUCUAAAGAUACUCCACUGAAAUCAACUGAGGACCGAGACGCCCGGGAGAAGGAGCUGAUCAGUCUGAGACAGGACUUAGAUUAUUUUGAGAAAUUCAAAACAGCAGAAAACAAAAUGCAAGAACAACAGGAACUGAUUAACACCCUGAAGCAGGAACUGGAGAAAUCCAAAGUCAGUAUAUUUGAUGAGAAGAGUCAACAGAAGAAACUGGAAACACAGAUAGACCAGCUCAAGUCCGAGCUCUCAGAUGUGCAGCGCACCGAGAGAGUGGUCAGGAUUGACCUGGAACAGGCCACCAAAAGGUUGGAGAGGUUCAGAAACAGGGUUGUGCAGUCUGCCUACGCCUCAGGGUCAACCAAAACUCCAGAAGGGGAGAUUACUGAUGACCAGCUGGUAGAGACAUUAAAGAAACUGGUGGAGGAGAGGACAGAAUUCCACAACAAGGUCAAGGAAAUGGAGAAACAAUUAAAACUGACAGACAGCAGCAGCAAUGUGUUUAAACGCAACAUUACCAAACUACGCACAGAUCUGGAGAAAUCUAUUGAGAAUCUGAAGUCGAAUGGGUUCCUGGUGAGCAGCCUAAAGCAUGAGAUGGACCUAUUACAGUCAGUGACAGGUGAUGAGUCCGUUCUGUGGAUGAGAGACUGUCUUCUUCAGCUACUGACCCAUGUCUCGACCUGGGAGAAGGAGAUCGAGACUUCUCUGCAGACAUGUGGAAUCAACAUCAAUCUCUCUAAUGACGGUCCAGGAAAACAUGUAGUGAGCUUGCAUUCAAAGUUACAAGUUGUACAAAAGGAGAAAGAGAAUUUAGAGGCUAAGUUGGCAAACACGGAGAAACAGUUCAUGUCAGAGCUGGAGAUGAAGAUCCAGGUGAUGAAGGAGGAGAAUGAGAACAGGGUGAAGGAUGCAAUCGAAAAAACCAAAGCAGAGGGUGAGGAGAAACUGAACAAGGCAAUAGAGGAGUUGAAGUUUGUGGAGGCUGAGAAGAGAGAGAAUGCUGUGGUAGGAGAACAGAAAAAGAUGGAGGAACUGCACGUCACAAUCGAGCAACUCAGAGAGAACCUUCAGGAGAAACAGAGAGAAUAUGAGGAGAGAUUACAAGAGGCAUCUACAACCAUUCAACAAAUAGAUGAAUACAAGGCAGUGCAAACAGAGCUGGAGGCCAUGAUCCAGGCCCUCGAGACCGAGAAGUUAGAGCUCAACGCCCAGCUGUCAUUGGAGGCCCAGGACAGGGACAAGAAGUAUGAGCAGGACAUUGAGGCCUUCAAGGAGCAGAAUAAGCAGCAUUCUGUUACCAUUUGUGCCAUGGAAGAAAGGCUGAUUAAACUGAUGAAGAAGAAUAAAGACUAUCAAGAAGAAAUCAGUGUCCUCAAGAAAACUUUGCAAGAUAUGAAGACUGAGAUGAUACAACUAAAGGACAAGGCAGCUGCAGCAGCCCAUACUAAACCAGCACCACCUCCCAAGCCAAAGGUCAUAGUUCAGAAGCCAUCAGAGGACUAUGUAGCAAUGGAGCAACUGGUUGUGGUAUUGAGGAAAGAGAACAGUGAUCUGAAGAACACACUCCAGAGUCGAGACGACAUAAUUUUGGGUCUGAGGAGGGAUCUUGCAGGUGCUCAUGCCAGACUCUCUGAUAUCACAGGCGAACUGAGUGAGAAUCAGAAGCAAGAAAUGGAGAAACAUAGAGAGAAGUUGAUUCUGAAGGAAAAAGAGAUUGAAGGACUGAGGCAGCAAAUGGUCAAGUUAUCUAAAAUCAUCGACAAACAGAAGGAUGAAAUCAAAGUGUUACAGAAACAACUCAGUGAGGAGAAGUCUAUUUCUAUAAAAUUCCAAUCCAAUAUGGAUGAAAAGAACCGAAGAAUCAAAGAAUUGGAAUUGGAAGUGGAGCAGGAGAAAUUAGAACAGAAGAAACAACUUGAGCUCCUGGAUCAGGAGGGCAAGAUAACGUCGGAGCUAACAGCCCUGGGUGCCCAGUGCCGAGGAGAGAGGCACGAGCAGGUGAUAACACGACAAAGAGAGGCACUAGCCGAACUCCGACUGCGGUGUAAAAGUCUGGAACAGUCCAAACCACCUUUGCCAACCCAAGACCAAGCCUUGCAACAGGUCAUUAUGCUGAAGAAAGAGCUAGCUGAGAUCAAAGUUAAUCAGGCUAUGUCAGAGAACAGCGAGUUGUCCUCAGGUCUCGAAAGGGAAGUUUCCAGGGCCAGGGGCAUGCUGGGAUCUGUCAAUGCAGAGGCUGACAUGGAGAGAAGCGCUCACAGGGAAACUAUGGAUGCUUUGGAUGCUAGUGAGAGCUCUUACAUGACAUUACUGAGGGCUAUGGCUAGUUGUCUGGAGAUGGAGUCUGUUGAUGGUCUUCGUCCCAUUGGUCACAUUCCAAAGGACGAACGAGAGAGACUGUUACUGGAGAGAGAGAACAUGUGUCAAGUUCUGGCCAAUAGAAUUAAAGUUCUGCGAGAGAGAAUCGCUAGGAAGGAGGAGCUACUGCAGGGAUAUGAGAGAGAUCUGGCAAAACUAAGACAAGCCCAGGAAUUGGCCAGCAGAAACUCAGUACAAGUGGAUAACCUAGCUAAUGAUGUAAAGAGUAGGACCGAGGAAACUCAGUAUCUGAGAGAAUCACUGAGCCGGACCCGAGAUCGGCUGGACCAGGAGAAAAGGCUCAAUAAAGCAAUCAAGCAACGCAAGACUUUCCAUUUGGAGAAUGAGAGAAGUCACCAGGAGCAUGUGCCAGCCUCUCACCAUUGUAAGGAGGAGGACAUUUUCGGAAAGAGUUCAGCAAGAAGGAAAGUUAACAAGGAAUCGCUAAGGAGGAAAAACUAUGAAAUCAACACACUUAAGAAAGAAUUGUGUAACAAGGAGCAGACACUGUAUGACACAGAAAACCGACUUUACACACUGGAGAGUAGUAUAGGCAUGGAGAAGAGACGAGAACAGGAAAUCAUCGAGUCAUAGUAAUUAACAAAUGAUCUGAAAUCCUUGUAUGGCAAUUCUAUACCCCAGAGGAGCAUUUAAAGUUUUAGGAAUAGACACUUGAUCUGAGUGACGUAGCGCUUACCAAUACUUCUCAUAGAGGAAGAAAAGUCUGAAAUCAGUAUGUAUUUAGAUACAUACAAAUGGAUGAUUAGCAUAAUAGGUUUGUGAAAGAAAAUGAAAGAGUGUACAAUGUGAAUGUACUAGUAUUAUAUAUUUCUCUGUGAUUUACAAACUUUUGAAUAAGACCAAAAACUAAAAUGGUUGAUCAUUUUAUUUUGUUCCUAAUUUCUACUGUCUUUUCUAUGAGAAAUAGAAAGGGGUAAGAAAAUUGUACACAAUAAAUUUCUUAGUGGACACAAAAUAUUUUUAAUCUUGCAUGUAGCCAUACAUUCUUUCAUAAAACUAGCCCAGGAAUUUUUAUUUUUUUUUUAUCGUUUUUCAUUUUAUUUUAACUUAAUUAGGAAAAUUUUGGUAUUUAAAGAAAUUUGAAUCAUUUCUUAUAAUGACCAGAAACUUUUUGUAUUGUAUGAAAUAUGAACGUGUACUAAAAUGAAUAGCUUUCGAUAUUUUGAUACCCAUGGCAACUUUUAUGAUACAAAUACAAGAGCACAGGUGCCAAAUGAAAUUCAUUCCAACUCUGUCAAUUCUGUAUGAUAUACAUGCAGGUAUAUUAUACAUUUCAAUGCAACAACUUGUUCAUAUUUGCUAGUCCAUAAGUAGCUCUAGUAGUACGGUUGUUUUGUAUGCAUGAGAGAAUGUGCAAGAGGUCCUUUAAUAUUAAGCUCAGCUGUGAUAUAUAUUCAUAACAUAGUUCAUUUUAUCUAUUUGGUUUAGGGUAGCUUCUGUAGUGCAUGUAAUGUCUUGAUGUCUACAUACAUGUAAACUUGUGAAGAAUUGUAAUGUUUCCGAUUUACAUAGUUCUUGAAAUUACAUUCAUUUUUUUUCUCUCAAAUGGGCCAUUAUGAACAGAUAAUUACCGUCCACAAAAUCCAAUUUAUGAAUUAUUUAUGCAUUCACAAUAACUAUGUCAUAUUAUGAAGAAAUUUUUAUUUCAUUUCAGUCAUUUACACUGAAAUAUAUAUGAAUUUUAUAAUUCCAUGUUCAUACUAAUUUUUAUUAUAUUGUUAGAAGUCUUUUUAUAUACAUUUUGAAGAAUUAGUAUGCUUUGUUUUGUUUCUGUAGUUUUCCUGGCAUUGGCUGCUGAUGUCAGAUUGUUGUAAUAAAGGAACGUAGAAACGGA